AAACAAACGGAUCUUAUAUAGCCUAAAAUAUAAACGAGUUCUAACGGCCCCUAGAUCCCAAACAAAGACAGACGGUUGUUUCUGAUAAAAUUCCCUUCUCCCCGUUUCGCAAGAAUCUCCUGUACUAACGUGAUAUGCUUUCGCACAAUUCCUCUGCAGAACCAUUUCACAGGUAAAGAGACAUGAACCCAUUAACACUUGUGAAACGGAUUCAGAAAAUCAAUUCAAGAGAAGCUGCAUUAAACAUCAGCGAAGAAGCUUCGUGGCAUACUAAAUACAAAGAUUCUGCUUAUGUUUUUGUUGGUGGGAUUCCCUUUGAUCUUACUGAGGGUGAUUUGCUAGCUGUUUUUGCUCAAUGUGGGGAGGUUGUUGAUGUUAAUUUAGUUAGAGACAAAGGUACUGGAAAAUCAAAGGGUUUUGCAUUUAUUGCAUUUGAAGAUCAAAGAAGCACUAAUCUUGCUGUUGAUAAUCUGAAUGGAGCUCAGGUUUUAGGUAGGAUUAUUAGAGUUGAUCAUGUUGAUAAGUAUAAGAAGAAAGAAGAGGAAGAUGAAGAGACAGAGAGGCAGAAAAGGGAGGCACGUGGUGUUUGUCGAGCUUUUCAAAGAGGGGAAUGUACUCGUGGAGCUGGAUGCAAAUUUUCUCAUGAUGAGCAAAGAGCUGCAAAUACCGGUUGGGGUGAGAAUGGCAACGCAAAAUGGGAUAAUGACAAAUAUGAUGGUCCCAAGAAAGAAAGAAGAUAUGACAACAACCAAUCAAAUCGCAUUCCAGAAACUAGAGACAGAGAUUCACGCCCCAAAGCCCAUGGCAAUGAGAUGGAAUUAGACAAGCAAAGUGAUAGAAGAGAGGAAAAGAAGUUAUGGAGGCAUGAUGACGAUGAUAAAUUUGAGGGAAGAGAAAAUACCAGUAGAAGAGAAACAAAUAGACCAAGAAGGCAUGGUGGCGAUGAAUUUGAACAUCGGUCAAGAGAAGAUCGACAUAGGAGAGAAGAAAAAAGAUCAAGGGAUGGUUACGAUGGUAGGGAAUCUGAGCCAAGAGAUAACAGAAGGGAAGACAGGAGGUCAACAAAACGAGAUGAUGUCGAGUUUGAAUCCAAGUCAAGAGAUUCUGAUGUAAGAGAUGAUAAAAGACCAAAUAGGCAGGAUGUUGAUGAUUUUCGAAGCAAGUCAAGAGAACAUGGUAAUAGGGAAGAGAGGAGAUCAAGAAAGCACACUGAAGACGAAUCUGUGCCGAGGUCAAGAGAAGAUCAUGAUAGGAAGCAAGAUAACAGAUCAUAUAGAAAUGAUACUGAUCGAUCUGACUCAAAAGGAAGAUACGAAUCUGAACGAAGAAAAGAAAAGAGGUCCGGAAGGUAGUGACAAUUUUGAGGCCUGGGUUUAUCGCGGACAAGAAUGAGUAUUGUAGUAAGUCCUGUGAGGCUGUGACAUUUGAUAACCUGAAUUUUGGCUCGUUCCUUAUAAUAUUUAUAUGGAAAAUGCUAACUAAUGUCCCUGAGGCACUAAUUAAGGAAUCGAAUAUGGUAAUGUUAUCUUAGUCAUUUUGUUUGUCAUAUGAUUUACUUGUUAAACUGUCAUAAGAGCUAGCAGUAAUGAUUUUCCUUUUGGAGUGACUGAGUUUGUUAAA
Messenger RNA from Trifolium pratense (red clover), 1620 nucleotides. RefSeq names its product zinc finger CCCH domain-containing protein 25-like. The record is from RefSeq and is a predicted model, not a curated record. Gene Ontology annotation, molecular function: metal ion binding; RNA binding. Lineage: Eukaryota; Viridiplantae; Streptophyta; Magnoliopsida; Fabales; Fabaceae. The transcript has 5 exons. The coding region runs from base 183 to 1352 and encodes 389 amino acids. Gene Ontology annotation, biological process: mRNA splicing, via spliceosome. Gene Ontology annotation, cellular component: catalytic step 2 spliceosome; precatalytic spliceosome; U2 snRNP.